Messenger RNA from Fulvia fulva, 318 nucleotides. RefSeq lists its product as uncharacterized. Bases 1 to 318 code for a protein of 105 amino acids. The transcript has a single exon. The record is from RefSeq and is a predicted model, not a curated record. NCBI's taxonomy places the organism in Eukaryota, Fungi, Ascomycota, Dothideomycetes, Mycosphaerellales, Mycosphaerellaceae.
AUGUGGGAGACUGCUCAAGAUCAAGAAGGCCCUGAUCCCAACAUCGGCACUCGUGCUAGCACCUUCGGCCAAGAGCGUCUGCAGGCCUACGACGAACAUAACGCUAGCAGAGACUGGCAGGACGACUUCCGCUCGACGAAGCUCAAGGUGGAGGAUAGCACGAUUGUGGACUGCUGGGUAUGCAAGGCUGAGGGGUGCGAGUGGUGCAAGGGUUGGCAGGGUCGGACGAACCAGGAAGUCGUCAGCAUGAUGCUGGAGGUCAAGAAGAAGCACGGAAUUGAGAAUGGGGAGCACGAUCAGGACAUGGAAGAUGCAUAA